AUGUCAAUCUUUAAAUCAAUAGUUUCAAUGUCAGGUAGCUCUAAAUCCAUUUCCAACUCUACAUCUGUUUUUAAUGGUGAUAGCUCAAAUACCAUUAAUCAAACAUCCAAUUCGUCAACACAAUUCGAUUUUGCUAGAUUUAAUCCAUCUCUCCCAGGAGCUCCAAUUAUUGUAGAUUAUUGGGGAAAUAUUAUUUGUCGUUAUAAGAAAAAAUUUUAA
Messenger RNA from Dictyostelium discoideum AX4, 219 nucleotides. RefSeq lists its product as hypothetical. The coding region runs from base 1 to 219 and encodes 72 amino acids. The transcript is spliced from 2 exons. The record is from RefSeq and is a predicted model, not a curated record. Lineage: Eukaryota; Evosea; Eumycetozoa; Dictyosteliales; Dictyosteliaceae.